GUGUCUGUGUGCAGGAUGGCGGAUGUGUUGAAUGUCGGGGUGAAUCUGGAAGCCUUUUCCCAGGCUAUUCACUCCAUCCAGGCCUUGCGCUCCAGCGUCACCCGGGUCUUUGACUGCCUGAAAGAUGGCAUGAAAAACAAAGAGAGCCAGGAGGCCAGGGAGAGGGCCUUCGUCGGCGAGUUCCAGGACAACCUGCAUGCUGUCAACCGGGACCUCAACGAACUGGAACGCCUCAGCAACUUGGUUGGCAAACCCUCUGAAAACCAUCCUCUCCAUAACAGCGGAUUACUGAGCCUUGACCCGGUACACGACAAGACGCCCCUGUACAGCCAGCUCCUCCAGGCGUACAAAUGGUCAAACAAAUUGCAGUACCACGCUGGACUUGCUUCUGGUCUCCUGAACCAACAGUCUUUGAAACGUUCUGCCAAUCAGAUGGGGGUAUCUACUAAACGAAGACCAAAGACCCAGCCCACAACCCUUGUCCUUCCGCCUCAGUACAUCGACGACGUCAUUAGCCGAAUCGAUCGAAUGUUCCCUGAAAUGACCAUCCAUUUGUCGAGACCCAAUGGUACCUCUGCCAUGUUGCUGGUGACCCUCGGCAAGGUGUUGAAGGUCAUCGUGGUAAUGCGCAGUCUGUUUAUUGACCGGACCAUCGUGAAGGGUUACAACGAAAACGUCUACACUGAGGAUGGGAAGCUGGACAUUUGGUCAAAAUCCAGUUAUCAAGUCUUUCAAAAGGUGACGGACCACGCUACCACCGCCCUCUUACACUACCAGCUUCCUCAGAUGCCGGAUGUGGUUGUUAGGUCCUUCAUGACUUGGUUAAGAAGUUAUAUCAAGCUGUUCCAAGCUCCGUGUCAGCGGUGCGGGAAGUUUCUCCAGGACGGUCUGCCACCCACGUGGAGAGACUUCCGUACCUUGGAAGCUUUCCACGAUACCUGCCGGCAGUAGAUCGGUAGAACGAGGAUGGAAUAUGGAAUUUUUCCGCUGAAAAUUCUCAAAUACUCUUUGGACAAACCUCCGACAAUCGAAAUGGAUACCGAGAGCAAUUCCUGCUAUCUUGACCAGAGAAGAAGGACCUCUGAACCUUCAGAAGGAAAGAUGUCCUCUCGGCGGACCGGUCUAAAGCCGGAGACAUCGAUUUUAAUGUUUCUCUUGACCUGGGAACGCCUCUGACAUUUCGUGCUGACUCAGAACUGGGAAUUAGGGAGAAGGUUAACAGUCGGAUGAUCCGUUCUAUUAUCUUUGCUGCCGUCGGGGUCUGCUCAAGUAUCUGGUGACUAUUUAAAAAAAAAAACACGCUAUGGAAUUUUGUAUCUUCACACUUUUUUUUUUUAUGAAAAUGCCAGUAAAUGUUUUUUUUCUAUUUUUAUUAAGUUCAAAGGUUUGUUAAUAAAUUUAACUUUUCUAGAGUCAACCAAAAAAAAAAAAAAAAAAGAAUUGUAGAAAGGUCCAUCGCGGUCAGCUGUGCCGGAACAGAAUAUCAAACAAAACGCCUGGUAGGUUUAUUAAUGGAUUUUGAAAUGGAGAAUGUAAAAAUAAACAUUGUUAAUGUGA
This is a messenger RNA of Spea bombifrons (plains spadefoot toad), 1557 nucleotides long. It is a transcript of the gene MED27, whose product is annotated as mediator complex subunit 27. Gene Ontology annotation, biological process: regulation of transcription by RNA polymerase II. The record is from RefSeq and is a predicted model, not a curated record. The coding region runs from base 16 to 951 and encodes 311 amino acids. NCBI's taxonomy places the organism in Eukaryota, Metazoa, Chordata, Amphibia, Anura, Pelobatidae. The transcript has 8 exons. Gene Ontology annotation, cellular component: mediator complex. Gene Ontology annotation, molecular function: transcription coactivator activity.